AGAACCUUAUCAUAGGUGGUGACGAAAUAGAGAGAGAGAGAAUGGAUUUCAGUGAGUUGAGAAAAGCGGUGGAGGAUGUGGAAGCGGUGGACGCUAACGCUCACAGCUUAGUUUCUCUCGAUUCCAACUAUGCUUUCAUCCAUGCUUUUUCUGCACCACACUCACUAUCUUUCAAGAGAAAUUUAAGAGAUAUUGCUGAGCUCUAUGGAUCCAAGCUAUCUUUGCAAGCUGUUGAAGAAUACCGUAGAGUCUCUGGAAUGCAAUCUAUCUGCUCGACAUGCUUCAAAGCUGCAAGAAUCACUUCCAUACUUAUUGAUGAUGGCUUAGAAUUGGACAAAAAGCAUGAUAUAGAGUGGCAUAGGAGUUAUACACCUCAUGUUGGUAGGAUCUUAAGAAUUGAACAGUUGGCCGAGGAAAUCCUUGAUGGGGACUUGGCUGAUGGAUCUUCUUGGACACUGGAUUCAUUUACUAAAGCAUUUGUCUCAAAGUUGAAAUCAGUUGCUGGUGAGAUCUUUGGAUUGAAAAGCAUAGCUGCGUACCGCAGUGGCCUAGAAAUCAAUACCAAAGUCACUAAGCAGGAUGCUGAGGAGGGUCUGAGGCAAGUGUUGAUUGCUAGGAAGCCUGUCCGUAUUGCAAACAAAAAUCUUAUUGACUACAUCUUCUUACAAAGUUUGGAAGUUGCUCAAUCCUAUGACUUAGGAAUGCAGAUACACACAGGCUUUGGAGAUAAAGAUCUUGAUUUGCGACUUUCCAAUCCUCUUCUUCUACGUGCAGUCCUUGAGGACAAGAGAUUUUCGAAGUCUCGAAUUGUUCUUUUACAUGCAUCCUAUCCAUUCUCAAGGGAAGCAUCAUAUCUAGCAUCUGUUUACUCACAGGUCUACCUUGAUUUUGGGUUGGCAAUUCCAAAGCUUAGUGUACAUGGGAUGAUUUCUUCAAUGAAAGAGCUGUUAGAGCUGGCCCCAAUAAAUAAGAUGAUGUUCAGUACCGAUGGCUGUGCAUUUCCUGAAACAUUCUACUUAGGUGCUAAGAAGUCCCGUGAAGUUGUUUUCUCUGUUCUUCGUGAUGCAUGCAUUGAUGGUGAUCUCUCAAUUCCUGAGGCUGUGGAAGCUGCAAAGGACAUCUUUGCACGAAAUGCAAUCCACUUUUACAAGAUUAGUUCUGCUAAUAAUGGUGUUAGUGCAGCUAACGGUGUUGUUAGUGCAGCUAACGGUGUUGUUAGUUCAGCUAAUGGUGUUGUUAAUUCACAAAGUAAUUUGCCCCAAAAGUUAAAUGAUGGCUUAGACUCUGAUGUGUCACUGGUUCGUCUCAUGUGGGUUGAUAGUUCAGGACAGCACAAAUGUCGUGCGAUUCCUAAAAAGCGUUUCAUUGAUUCUGUUGCAAAGAAUGGGGUUGGUUUAGCAGUUGAGACUAUGGCAUUCUCUUCUCUAAUCGGUAGACCUGCCAAAGGGUCUGGUCUAAAUGCAGUUGGUGAAACAAGAUUAAUACCUGAUUUGUCUACAAUGAGGAGAAUCCCAUGGAAAAAGCAAGAGGAAAUGGUUUUAGCUGAUAUGUACAUUAAACCUGGUGAAGCUUGGGAUUUUUGCCCAAGAGAAGCCUUAAGAAGAGCUUCAAAAAUUCUGAAAGAUGAAUUUGACUUGGAAAUGAAAGCAGGAUUUGAGAAUGAAUUUGUUCUCUUGAAGAACAUCUCAAGGGAAGGGAAAGAGGAAUGGGUACCGUUUGACUCGAAUCCAUACUGCUCCUCAUCAUCAUUUGAUGCUGCUUCACCUGUAUUUCAUGAAGUAGCUGUCGCUCUUCAUUCCUUGGGAAUUUCAGUAGAACAGAUACAUGGUGAGUGUGGAAAAGGUCAAUUUGAGCUGGUUUUGGGAUAUACCAUUUGUACUAAAGCAGCAGACUACUUAGUUUACACCCGUGAAGUUGUUAGGGCAAUCGCUAGAAAGCAUGGAAUGCUGGCAACUUUUAUUCCAAAGUUCUCAUUAGAUGAUUUGGGUUCGGGAUCCCAUGUUCAUCUUAGCUUGUGGCGCAAUGGCCAAAAUGUAUUUAUGGCAUCUGAUAGAUCAUCUAAGCAUGGAAUAUCAACUCUGGGAAAGGAAUUUAUGGCUGGAAUUCUACUUCAUCUUCCUUCAAUUUUGGCAAUUGUAGCGCCACUCCCUAACAGUUAUGAUCGAAUACGACCCAACACAUGCGUUGGUGCAUACCAUUUCUGGGGAAAUGAAAAUAGGGAGGCUCCAUUGCGAGCUGCAGCUCCACCUGGAACUCCUGAUGGUCUAGUGAACAACUUAGAGGUGAAAUCAUUAGAUGGUACUUCAAAUCCAUACUUGAGCUUAGUUGCCUUAAUUGCUGCUGGCGUUGAUGGCCUUCGUAGGCAUCUUUCUCUCCCUGAACCUGUUGAUGCAAAUCCAAAUCCGGAAAUCCAUCAGAGAUUGCCAGCAUCACUUUCUGAAUCUUUGGAUGCUCUCCAAAAGGAUGACUUCCUUAAGGACUUCAUCAGUGACAAGUUUCUAGCUGCCAUAAAAGCAGUUCGAAAGGCUGAAAUCGACUAUUACUCGAAGAACGAGGAUGCAUACAAGCAACUCAUACACCGAUUUUGAUCUACUUGUGUUUCUAUGCAAGACUUGUUGGAGCAUAAUUUACAUUCUGCUGAUUUCUUCGCGAUGAACAUUCGUCGUUGUUUGCAUUUAAAAUUCUGAGCUUUAUGGUUCAAGCCUUUCGGGACAAAGAAAUUUAUGGUCAUUCGUAUUUGCUAUUAUUUCGGAUUUUAAUUUGUUCAUUGUACGGUAUAAACUUUGGUUUCA
This is a messenger RNA of Cajanus cajan (pigeon pea), 2792 nucleotides long. NCBI's taxonomy places the organism in Eukaryota, Viridiplantae, Streptophyta, Magnoliopsida, Fabales, Fabaceae. The record is from RefSeq and is a predicted model, not a curated record.